Molecule: messenger RNA, 3325 nt
Organism: Aureobasidium pullulans EXF-150
Lineage: Eukaryota; Fungi; Ascomycota; Dothideomycetes; Dothideales; Saccotheciaceae
Product: potassium transport protein TRK1/TRK2
Exons: 5
Coding region: 374-3193 (939 amino acids)
Biological process (GO): intracellular potassium ion homeostasis; potassium ion import across plasma membrane
Cellular component (GO): plasma membrane
Molecular function (GO): high-affinity potassium ion transmembrane transporter activity
Source: RefSeq, a predicted model, not a curated record
GAUUGUCUCCUCCUUGACGACUGCACUUCGCUAUUGUUAUCAUGUCGCCUUGCAACUAGACGUAGCCUUCCUCUGACCCGUACAGCCUGCUACGCUCCAUACCCGCGCUCACCGAUCGACCCUGACGAGCCUGUGCCAGCCACUCAACGCUUCGUCCUUCUCCCCACGUCUCGACCGACUUCGACUUUGAUGAUGGCGAUCGAGCCUCAAUCCCGAAUUUGAGAAGCUUCGCCGGCGAUAUUUCUCUUCCACCAUCCGCUACAAGUUCCACACCAGACGUGCGCCGUCUUCCUACUUGGCCCUUUGAGGCGUCCCAACACUCCUUAACCCCUCCCCUGGCCGCCACACUGCUCGACAGCAACACUUUCCCAACAUGGAACGACUGAAGGGAACAUGGGCAUGGGUCAAAGACCGUUUGCCAAAUCCAAUGAAACGCGGCAAACCACACUUCAACUUCAUUACUACCCACUACACAUACAUGCUUGGCUUGACCAUACUGGGCUCAAUCAUGAUAUAUCCUGCCGGCGUAACACCCUAUAUCGAUGCUCUCUUCUUUGCUGCAGGCGCAGCGACCCAGAGUGGCCUCAAUACUAUUGAUGUCAACAAAAUGCACACCUACCAACAGGUUGUGCUUUACUUCAUUGCUUGCAUCGCAAACCCCAUCUUCAUCAACACCUGUGUUGUUUUCAUUCGUCUGUACUGGUUUGAACAACGUUUCGACCAUAUUGUCAAGGAAGCUCGCAGCAACCGCCGCACUCGAACAAGAUCACGAACUGUCAGCGAAUCCAGACCAGAUGCGGACCCAGGACGUGUUGAAAUGGGAGUCAAUGGCCGCAAAAUUACCGUGUUACAUCACACCACAAAGCCAAAUGGUAUGAGUGCUAGAAGCGCCAAUGCUAAAGUGAACGGCAUGAACGAGAAGGAGCGAAUCGAGCAUCUUUCUGGGAGCGUCGCCGACCCGUUCGGGAGCACUUCAGAGAGUGGUGAAUCAAGCGAGAAAAGAGAGACCGAGCCUACCGAGGACGCAAGAGACAUCUCUGAUACCGACGAGAAUGUUGCUCCGGAUGUGAUACUGACUCAAGAAGAAAGCGAAGAAGAUGAAGAGGAAGACCAGAGAGAGAAGGAACCGGAAGAGAAGCCUGCUGAUCAGACAUGGCUUGGACGUAACCCCUCUCUGAAGCGAGAGAUCACCUUUGCGGACCAAGUCAAGCCAUCUGCGCAUCGAAGACAAGCCUCGAAUCUCCAAUCUGUACCGGAAAGACCUAAGCCGGUGCGCUUGGAAACGGAGCAUCAUAUUGCAUUUCUGGAGAGACAGAGAAACAUCAAGGAUCAAGGCACCCUACGAAUUCCCAAUCCUAGGGAAUUUGACCGUGGCGACAAGCCUCAUGAAGUUGAAUCUGACGAAGAAGGUGAUGCUUUGAACCGCCAAAUGACAAGGAACACGCUGCCAUCUUCGCCCCGUAUGCGCGCGCGAACGUUUUCGGAUGCCCCAUCAGCCGAAAUAAACGGAGACGAUCAUCCAGUCAGAAGAGGCAUCAUCAUUGAUGAGCCUGAGCGCCCUCAACGCGACCGUCAGCAAUCUCAAUCUUCAGAUACUGGCCGCUCGCCACGCUUCAACAUUUUUGGGACCCUUCGCAACUUCAGAAGUAGACAACACGGAGAAAGCACUACAUUUGGUCGGUCUUUGAGCGGAUUCACCAACAGGACCUUUAGUUUCACCAAAAGUCAAGACAGAGACAUGGCAGAUCCAAUGCCAUAUCUGAGUUGGCAACCGACUAUUGGACGUAACUCUCAGUUCGUGGACCUUAGCGAGGCACAGCGCGAAGAGUUGGGAGGUAUCGAAUACAGAGCACUCAAGACCCUGGCUUUGGUUCUCGUGUGUUAUUUCAUUGGCUUUCAUCUUCUCGGUGUUAUCGUUUUUGUUCCUUGGAUUCUGGAAAGCCGCAAAUACGGCGAGGUUGUCACUUCAAUCGGUCAGAACAGAACGUGGUGGGGUAUAUUCACACCUGCCUCCAUGUUCAACGAUCUUGGCUUCACCCUGACUCCGGACAGCAUGAUCUCGUUUCAAUCAGCUGUCAUGCCUCUACUGUUUGGCUCUUUUCUGAUCAUCAUUGGCAACACUGGAUUCCCGUGCAUGCUUAGAUUCGUCAUUUGGCUGUCUUCGAAACUAGUUCCCCGUGGCAGUGGAAUCUGGGAGGAGCUGCGCUUCUUGUUAGACCAUCCUCGCCGCUGUUUCACCCUUCUGUUUCCCUCCAAGGCCAAUUGGUGGCUUUUCGCCGUCCUUGUGGCCCUUAAUGGUGUCGAUCUGAUCUUUUUUAUUAUUCUGGAUCUCAACGACGAAACCGUCACUUCACUAUCCCCAGGAUUCAGAGUUCUCAAUGGCUGGUUCCAGGCUGCUUCUACGCGAACGGCUGGAUUCGCUUCCGUCAACCUUGCAGACCUGCAUCCAGCCAUUCAAGUCUCAUACCUGAUUAUGAUGUAUAUUUCCGUCUUUCCAGUUGCCAUCUCGGUUCGCCGAACCAAUGUAUACGAAGAAAAAUCUCUUGGUAUAUUUGCCGGUGAAGAAGAAGACGAUGAAGAGAAUCGCAGCUAUGUCGGUCAGCAUUUGCGCAGACAGUUGAGUUUCGAUUUGUGGUAUAUUUUCUUAGGAUUCUUCAUCAUCACCAUCGUUGAAGGCCAUCGUCUGGAAGACACCAACGCCUACGCCUUCACCAUGUUCUCUGUCCUUUUCGAGAUCGUGUCGGCUUAUGGUACCGUUGGUCUUUCUCUUGGUUAUCCAACCAUCAAUGCCUCUUUCAGUGCUGAGUUUGCGACGUUGAGUAAACUUAUCAUCAUAGCAAUGAUGAUUCGUGGAAGGCAUCGUGGUCUACCAUAUGCCUUGGACCGCGCCAUCUUGUUGCCCUCAGAAAAUCUUAACAAGAAUGAAGAAGAGGGAGCGACAGUGGCUCGCGAAGACUCUGAUGAGGCUCGUCCUUAUUCACGAUCUUCCUCCAACAGAGACAGCAAUGUGCCUCCUGAGGCCAGCGGAGCCUCUAUGGACUUCAGCCCUACAGGACUUAGACACAUGCGCCGUGGCAGUCAGGUCAGCACCAGGUCCGCUGGAACCAGAACUCAACCUCCCACGAGACGCAUGUCCAAGAUCAUCAUGAGUGGUUUGAGUGCUGGUCCUACCAUGGGAAGAAAGUACGAUUGAGAGGUGUAAAUUUUGUACAGUGUUUAGAUAAGUCAAUUAGCCUGGCGUUGGGACUGGUGGUUAUGUGGUUAUUUCGAUUCGUUUCAAUCAAGGAUAGACAGCCAACUUGAGCAAUUCAACACCCUUUCUCGA